Messenger RNA from Lucilia sericata (common green bottle fly), 6536 nucleotides. It is a transcript of the gene Slmap, whose product is annotated as sarcolemmal membrane-associated protein. Gene Ontology annotation, molecular function: protein binding. The record is from RefSeq and is a predicted model, not a curated record. The transcript has 4 exons. The coding region runs from base 298 to 4308 and encodes 1336 amino acids. Lineage: Eukaryota; Metazoa; Arthropoda; Insecta; Diptera; Calliphoridae.
AAAAUUCUAUAUAAAAAAAUGUUACCAACCGAAUCACGUCAUCAGCCAUCAUAACUAACAUUAUUAACUAAAUGACUACCAACUAAUCAAAUUUCUAAAGGGUGUUUUUUCUCUCUUUUAUUGUUAUUCCCAAACAAAAGUGUUGAUUAUCUCAUAUUUUAUAAACAUUUUCUUAAAUCAAACACAUUGACGUCGUCUCCGCCUGAAGAAUCCUCGUCGUCAUCAUCAACAACAUCAUCAUCUACGUUAACAACAUGUUGUUGUAUAGAUUUGUUGCCCGCUAGUCUAGCAGCUGUUAUGGUUUUAGUCAGCAACGAAUGGCAAAAUAAAAGUGAAGAUGUACCAAAAACGACUGCUAAUACAACAACCACAGCCGGUACAGCAGCAACAACGUCAAGCACAGCAGCAACAGCCAAUAUUGCUGAGCAUCCACUCACAGAAUCAAUAUCAGCAACAGGAGGAGCAAUUGUUAAUGCAAAUAGUAAUGCAACAAAUAGUAAACAAACAGAAACUGUAGCAGGAGAUUCUAUAAAUUCCAUAACUACGGAAACAACAGUAAUAUCAUCAAGAGAAAUAGCAACCGAAAUAGCAAAACCAGAAACAACGGCAGCAACAACAGCAACAAAAACAAUAAAUAAAACAUUAGCAAACGAUAACGCCAACAACGAACAACAACAAAAAUUAAAUGAAAUAAUAAAAGAUAAAAAUUCUAUAGAAAUCGUAUAUAAUAAUGAAUUAAACGAAGUCGAUGUCGAUAUAAACGAAUGUAAAAUCGCUGAAAUUGGAAAGAUAUCCACUGCAGCAGCCACAACCAAACAGCAGCUAAAAGAAGAGCAUAAUAAUUUGAAUGAAUCUGUUUUAAACUAUAAUAAUAGUAUAAAAAUAAUGGCUGAGAAUACAAAAGAGUCACCGCUAAAAGAGGAAAAAGAAUUGGAGGAGUCACAGCAACAGCAGCAGACUGCACUUAUCAAUAAUCUAAAUCAUACGGGCAAUAAUAAGGAUCUAGAAGAAUCUAACUCAUAUCCAAAUUCCAAUACCAACACUCUAACCACAGCCCCCAUACAAACUAUAAAAAUACAACAAAAUAAUCAGCAACAGAAUAUUAUAACACAACAACAACAACAGGUGCCACUUAGUUGUCCCAUAACGCCUCAGGCUCUGAGCAGUGCUUUACAGACAGCUUUGAAUGCCACCAAUAAUGCUAAUAAUUCAGUGGCAGCAGCUGGUUUGCAGCCUAACUUUCUCAGUCAAUUGGCAUUAACGGCAAAUGUAGCUAGUCUGCAAAAACCCACGACAACCAUAGCCGCCAACAAUAACAACAGUCUAACUGCCAAACAACUAAAUCAAUCGUUUAAUAUGUUGGAUUCAAAUCAAAUAAAUCAAAACAAAAGUGAUAGUAAUCUGCUGGAAGGCACUACAACGUCCAACACAGCAACAGUACCUGCCGCAACUUACGAUAAUAAUGGUCUAGCAAAGAUUGUUUUGAUCUGUGAGGGCAAUUCGCAUCCAUUUCAAACACGUACCAUCAGUCUGACCCCCAACGUCGAGUGCAUGGUGGGACGCUUAAUAGCCAAGAGUAAAGCCAGCGAAAAUAAUGCCAUUUUCGAUUGUAAAGUAUUAUCGCGUAAACAUGCUGUCAUUUGGUAUACACCCGAUGGCAAAUUCUGGGUCAAAGAUACCAAAUCAUCGAAUGGCACCUUUAUAAAUGACAAUAAGUUGGGCGACGAAGAGGCUGAACUGCAUUUUGGGGAUAUUGUCAAAUUCGGUGUGGAUGUUUUGGAAAAUUCCCGCAAAGAAGUUCAUGGCUGUAUAAUAGCCUGUGUUAAAUUGUAUUUACCUGAUGGCCGUGAAGCCAUAUCGAUUGAUACGAAUGCCCAUCGUAGUCAAUAUUCGGGUGAGGGACGCAUUAGUUACGAUGAGCUGCAUCGUUUAAAUCUUUACAUACAGGAAACCUCACAACGUGAAAAGGUUUUAACUUCCAAAUUGUGUAAUAUACAAAAUGUCUUAGACGCUACACGCAAGAAUUCAGCGUUAUGUUGGCAAUCAAUGAUCACUGAAGAUCAGCUAUUGCAUCGUAUACACUCGUUGGAGAAGAAACUGCAGUUCAUGGAGAAAAAUGUACCCGAAAAUUUAUUAAGAAAUGAGGUUCUUAAAUUACUCGAUGAUAAAACUUCAUAUCAACAUACCGCCAAAGAGGCCUUACGCAAAGUCUAUCAAGAACGUUGUGAUGCCAUGCAAAUGCUAGCAAAAAUGGAAUCUGCCUAUACACAAUCCGAUAACGAAUGCUCUCUACUGCGCGAUCAAAUAAUGAACUCCAAACAAACCUUACAGGAGGUCAACACACGUCUGCUGCGCCUCGAAACCGAAUACAAUGAGUAUAAAGAUGAGACUGCUCGUCUGCAGCAAGAGGCCAAAGAACGUGAAGAACAGCGUAUUGUAGAGCUUAGCGAAAAACUGCGUGAACGUGAAUUAGAAUGUGAAGAUUUAAAAAAGAAAAUUUCAGAAUUGUUAAUUAAAAGAGCCGAACUACUAGAAAAUGAGGAGCAAUUAUUGGAAAAGCAGGCCAUAGAGAAAUUGGAUGCCGCUAUAGCAGAUAUGGAUUUGGGCGAUGAUGAAGAUAGCAGUGAUGAUGAUGAUGAGGAUGAUAAUGAGAACGAAGAUGAAAAUGAUGCUUUAGCUGUGGAGAAGAGUGAAAAUAAACGUAAUGGUAAUAAUGCAGAAAUUGAGGCUAAAGAAGAGGAUGACACCCAGUCCAAAUUUGUCAUAAAUAGAAAAAAAUCAAAAGCCAGACCACAUUUAACUUCCAUAUUUGGUGAACAAUUAAAUGGUGUCGAUGAGGAGCAGGAUAAAGCCGAGCUUAAAAAAGCCAAAGCAUUUGAUGCUACGAAAGAGAAAACAUCACCAAAACGUGUCAAAGAAACGACCAUUAUGAAGUGGUUACAAAAUUCCGAUUUAAAUAAAAACGAAGGCUCUUUUGAUAUAUUCAAAGCCAUCUGUAAUGAAAACGAAAAUGAGGACGGAGACGUCGAUAUCGAUGGUCAUAAUGAGGGUGAAAGUGAGGCUGGCAUUUUAACGGAAACAAAGUUAAAACUAGCUAAACCCACACAAAUGCCUGAAGAAUUAUUUAAUAAUUUCACCAGUAAAUUAAAAAAUGUACAAAAAAAUUUAAAACAAUUAGAAGCGGAAAUUGAAAAUGAAACCGAAACUGCAACUGAAACAAGUGCUAAAGUUAAACCGGAGAUUAAGGAGGAGGAGGAGCAGGAUGAAAUGGAUAGCAGCGAUGAGGAGGAUGCUGAUGAAGAACAAGGUGCUUGUGCUGAGCAAGAGUUCAUUAUUAAACGUAAUGGCAAAUCAAGCACAUCAUCUGUUAAACAGGUGCUUUCUAAGGAAAAUAAAAAAUAUUUAUUAUUAAAAUCAAGUGUUAAUAUGCUAAGAGAAGCUUACAAUGAAAUAUGGGAUAGUGUAAGGGACCAGGAAGUGACACACCAACACAAAUAUAAUGAACAACAGCCCGAAGGUGAUAAAGAAAAGUCACCGCCUCCCAAUAUCAAAGUUAAAACACAAUUCCCUACCUAUGCCACUAGACCCACAAGAGUGGCCAGCAAAAAGUUCGACAGUCAAACAGCAAUACAAUCCUCUGCCUCGGAUAUCACUGAAUCCGACUCAGAGGUUGAAAGUCUAACGUUAUCCUCCCCUAUAGAUAGUUCUCACAGCGGUACGGUUAUAAAUGUGAAAACUGAAACCUCUAAUGAUGAGUUAUUAUUACAACAACUCAAAGAAUAUCAACUGCAAGUGGGAGCCUUAAAUGAAAAGCUGCAACAGACCGAAUUAGAAGCCCAACACACUUUGGAAAUCAUGCAAGUGGAAUGUGAUGAUGUUAAGCUUAAAAUGGAAAAUCUUAAUAAAAUCAUAGAAGCCUUAAAGAAUGAUAAAAAGGCCUUAGAACAAGUUAUCACUGAAAACAAUAAAAAUAACAGUGAUAGUGAAAAAUUGGAAACAAACGCUUCAAAACCACCCUGCCCGGAAAUCGAUGCUCAACUGGCCAAGGAAUUGGAGCUAGAAGAGGAUGCUGUCUUGAAUGCCAUCAAUGUAACCGCCUUAGAACGUGAGGAAGAGUUAAUCACUUACAAGGAACGCUUAGAUCAACAGCAAAGGGAAAAUAUUGAUUUACGCAAUGAAAUUGCGUUACUCAAGCUAAAAGCUAAUAAUUUAACUGGAACUACAAAAGAUGUAUUGCUUAAACAAUAUCUACCUUGUAGUUUUGUAAUUUUAGCAAUUAUCAUCUAUUUUUUAACCACUUAUUAUUAAAUAAAUCUUUUUUUUUUGUAACUAAUCAUACCCUGCUCUAGCUUCCAUUGCAAUUAUUUCUCUUAACAAAUUUUUCCAAAUUUUCAAUUUUUCUAAUAAUACAUAAUAACACCUAAAAACCCUCCAUAUUAACGUUUUAAUUAUAUGUUUUUCUUCUUUUUUUUUAAUUUGUUUUAAUGUAAUCAUUAUUAUUAUUUUGCUUACUUUUAUAAAUAUUUUAUUAACAAAUAAAUAAAAAAACAACAAAAAAAAAUAAAAUUAAUAUAUUGCAUAUAUAUGUUAUAAUAAAAUACAUAAACAUAAAUAUAUAUAAUAAAAAAAUACAACUCAAUUUUCAAUUAUUAACAAAAGUAAAGCUAAUAAAAAAGAUCUAUUUAACAUUUAACAUCUUAUAUACAACUAAAAACAAUAACAAAAACAAGGCCUGUAUAAUAUGAUCUUUAAUUAUUAUACUUAUUAUUAUAAUCAUAUUAUUAACAUUAUUUUUAUUUUUAUUAUUAUGUAUUUUGCAAAAAACUAGCAACAAAUACUUUAUUUUGUUUAUAUGUAUUUUAUUUUAUUAAAUUUGUCUUAAUUAACUUUUUAGUUUGGGUUUUACUUUUAUUUAAAGCAUCACAAAUUAAAGCAUUUGUUUAUGUUUUUAUAUUGGAGAGGAUAAAGGGGAAAAGUUUAAAUUUUAAUAUUGUUUUAAUUUGUCCAAUUCACAACUGGUCUUGUAUUUCGUAUUGUUUAUUAAAUUGCAGAAUUCCGAUAUCUGGCUUGCUUUUUUGUGUAUUUUUUCCAUUGUAUUUUUAUAUUGUUUUUAAAAAGUCAUGUUGUUUAAAAACUAAGAAAAAACAUCUUAAAUAUUUAUAAAAAUACAAUUAAAUUGAAAAAACUUAAUUAAUUAUGCCACUAAUAUGAAUUAUUUUUCAUUUUAUUUUACUUUUUUUAAAGUUUACUUUAUGAAAUUAUUCUUUUGCUGUUUUAACUUCUUAUAAAUUGGGCACUCACAUGAGAAUGAUAGUUUGACAUUGAAAACAAAAUAAAUAAACAAACGAGUUUUAAUGGAAAUUACCAACAACAUUUUUACACAAUAAACUAAAUGAACAUGUUACGUAGAUACAAGAGAGUUGUGAAUGGGAUAAUUGUUUUAUCUAAAAUUUGAUAUAUAAUCUGGCCUAUUGUCUUGUCCAAAAAUCUAAACUAUUACUACUAUAAUCUAGGCUACUGCCUAAACUAAAGUCUUGACUAUAGUCAUGAUUAAAGUCUUGAAUAUAUUCAUGACUAAAGUAUUGACUAUAGUCAUGACUAAAGUCUAAAAUACAAUCUUGGUUAAAGAUUAAACUAUUGUCCUACAUAUAUAGUCCAGACUUUUGUCUAGCAGACUAUAAGUCUUGACUAUAGUCAGGACUAUUGUCUUGACUACAGUCUGGACUAUUGUCUUGACUACAGUCUGGACUAUUGUCUUGACUAUAGUCAGGACUAUUGUCUUGACUACAGUCUGGACUAUUGUCUUGACUACAGUCUGGACUAUUGUCUUGACUACAGUCUGCACUAUUGUCUUAUCUAUUGUCAUGGUUAUUGUCUUGACUAACGUUUUGACUAUUGUCUACACUAAAGUCUGAACAACUUUAUUCAUGCUUUCUUUCUUGUCUGGAUUACAGUUAUGACAAUAGCUUAAAGUCUGAACUAUAGCCUGAAUAUGGUAAUAGACUUGACUAUUAUCUAGUUAUAUACCAGACUAUAAACAGCAAGACUUUGUUACGAUUUAGGAUGAAAAUUUAAUCCUUUUCAGGCUGAAUAUUUGCAGUUACGCUUGGUCUCUAGUUAAUUUAAUUCUACAACGUUAUGUUUAGGAAAUUUUUGAAAUUUUAUAAAAAAAUAAAAAAAUAUUAGAAUUUCUUGUUCAAUAUUUACAAAAACUUCUUCUAUUUGAAAGAGAUUUCAAAAAAAAAAAAUGCAAUUUUCUUCUUUCAAGCUUUAAAUUGUUAAACAUUUUUUUAAAAAUUAACUUUUUUAACUUUUAUAUAAAAGCAACCCAAUCUAUAUAAGUUAUUAACACAUUAUGUCUAUUGUAUUUUUAUAAAUUUCAAACGCUAUAUAAGCUAAUUGUUUAUUAAAAAGCUCUAUUUAAACAAAAUAUUACAAAACAAAACACCAGAAACAAUAUAGAAAUAACAACUACCACAUAAAUUUGCAUUUGUAGAAAAAAAGAGAAACAAAAAAAAAAAAAAAAAACAGAAAAA